AUGGAAACCGAUACUCCAGACAACUCAUUGCAGCCGGAUUCUCUCACAAAGCUCCUUCUUUCUAUUCAAGAGCAAGGAAAGCAGACCAAUAACAAACUGGAUGUAAUGGACUCAAAUCUACAAGAAAUAAAAAGGGACAACCAUGUAUUAAAAACGGAUUUGAAGAUCUGCAAAAGAAAAUAUGAUUGCUUAACUGAGGAAAAUAGGGUGCUAACCGAGAGAUUACCCUGCUGGAAUGAUAAAAUGUAUAAAAAGCAUUACACAGAUGCGGAGAAAAAACUUUUCCUUGAAAUUCUUAAAGGAUUUUCGCACAUUGUUGAAAAUCGCAAAAACGAUGGUUCCACCAUGAAAGCUAAGGAGGUUGCGUGGGGUGAAAUCGAAGAAACAUACAAUGGCUCAGUACAUAUUGCAGAGCAGAGGUCGAUUAAACAAUUGAAAAAAAUGUGGAGCAACAUGAAGGCGCAACAGAGAAAUGCUUUGACUCAGGAAAGGCAGGAUGUAAUGGCAACGGGAAACCUUGAUGUUCCAAUAAAAGUUGCUGAAGUGAAUCCAGAGAUAGCAGCAAUAGUUCCUGAUUUAAUGACCACUGCGCCAUCACUUUUUUCUUCAAACUUCUCAGAAGAUUUAAUAAAUGACCGUCGAAAUGCAGUAUUCGAUGAGGAGGUUAUAUCAGCAGAGACUCUCAAAGACGUUGUAACGUCUAACUCUGCGAUUGAUGAAUCAGAAGUUUCAUUUCAUUUGAACACUUCAUCUCCUGUGUCUGAUGUUAAGAAGAGGCGAUUUCAAGAAGAUGAAAUUCAUCAAUCACAAACAUCUUCUCCUUUGUCUGUGAAAAAGAGGUGUGUGAGCAAGGAGUCCAUGCUCGACGAGGAAAAGUUGAACGUGGUGCACUCUGCGCCAAAUAAUAAAAUAAACAAACAAAAACUUGAGAAGCAUAAUACAAAAAAGACUGAACGUUUGUGGAGUUUAAUGCAGAAAGAGGAAGAGUUGCUUUCAUUAAAAUUGGAGCACCAAAUUAGAAAACAGAAUUUUGAAAUGGAGCAUUUAAAAAAAAUUUACGAAUUAGAAAUUCGUAAAGCCGAGGCAGAAGCUCAAAUAGCGGAGAUGCGGUUAAGACAGUCAAUGGAGUAAGUAAAAGUAAAUUGUUAUGACUAAUUUCAUGUGCUUCGAAUUUUUAAUUUAUGUUACUUCUUUAAAUACUUCAUGUUAGAAUAUUUUAAUUCAUUUAUUCCAAAGUUAGUAUAAUUAACAGUAUUAAGUAAUUAAGUGUGCAUUUUAUA
Molecule: messenger RNA, 1280 nt
Organism: Leptopilina heterotoma
Lineage: Eukaryota; Metazoa; Arthropoda; Insecta; Hymenoptera; Figitidae
Exons: 4
Coding region: 1-1131 (376 amino acids)
Source: RefSeq, a predicted model, not a curated record